AUGGCCUCAAAUAAGCCUAUAAUGUGGCCACCAGACCGUGGCUUUCGUCGCGAACCUCCGACCAAUCUAGACUUGGAGAACCUGUCGACUUUCGAGAAAAUCAUCAGAUAUGCGGAAAAGGAUGACCUGUUAUUGUAUCUGACAGCUCUUUUUGGAGUUUUCAUGCCUGCGGUCAUGUAUUUUGUGUAUAAAACUGCUCAUGCUAAGUACGAGCAGUAUGCUAAGGUAAGGAUUGGUUUUUUAUGAUAUAAAUACAAGGCCUUAGGCUCCGUAAGCUCAGUAUUAGGUUUUUUUUUCAAUUUUUUGCUCAAGAUAUUAGGUGCCGACAUAAAGAAUACGCCAUUUUUUACAGGAAAUUACAGGAAAUGUAUGGCGGGUUCUUUAUGUCGGCACUUAAUUUUAGUAGGCUUGAGCUUAUUAGGCUUACACUUUGUAGGCUUAUUGUUAGACUUAAGCACAAGCUCGGGCCUAGGCCUAGUUCAAACUUAGCUUACAACUUAGCUUAAGUGUUAAGCUUAGUAAUUAUGUUUACUACAAUAUUAACUUCUAAGCCUAAAAUUUUUUUUAGAAAAAACGCGAAGAAAAACGUCGUGAGAAAGCAAAACAGAAGGCCAUUACCUUGUUCUAUACACCAAUAUCAGCUCCGUUCAAAAGGCUGGCAUUUGAUUUGGCUGAAAAGUUGGAAUGCUUCGAUCCUGUGGUUGUAUCACUCGUACCAAACAACUUGAAGCAUUUUAGAGGGUAUAAGGUAGGUUUAAAAUAGCGUAAUCUUAAAAAAUAGCAAAAAUUUCUUUACAAAACAAGAUUUGGCAAUAACUUACUUUAAAAAAAAAUGGCAAGAACUUUCUUUACAAAACAAAAAAUGGCAAUAACUUUUCUUACAAGGAAUGAAACUGCAAAAACUUUCUUUACAAAACAUAAAAUAGCAAGAACUUUCUUUACAAAACAAAAUAUGGCAAUAACUUUCUUUCGAAAUCAAAAACCAUCUUUUCUCGUAUAACUUGUCACUCGCAAACUGCAGAAGCCAAAGUGUUGUAAUUUUAUAAUUUUUUUAACUUACAAUAAUUUUCAGGGAGUAAUGGUAUUUAUCAUCCCAGACCUGGAACUUCACGAGCUAAGUGAAGAAGCUGGUGCUUGGUUUUUGGACUGGCUUCAAGAAAUGCGGUUUGAAGCCAAACAAAAAGAUUUAUUGACUGGACUGAAGUUUGCCACAUUGGCUAUCGAUUUGGAAAGUGAAAAUGAUGAACCGAUUGGAAAAAUCACCAACAAUUUAAUCAAAAGAUUGACUACUUUAAGCGCGAAACAGUUACAGCCCCCGGCAUUUAUUGCAAAAAAUAACAAAUUAAGUAAGUUUUUUGUUAAAUCUUGGUAAUUCUAGAACAUAAUUUUAAACUUUAAGGCUAAAAUUUUCUUUACAGAUCAAAAAAUGGCAAUAACUUUCUUUACAAGAUAAAAAAAAGCAAAAACUUUCUUUCCAGCCUCAUUUUUAAAAUAUUAUUUUAGGUGUAGAUGCCCAACUAAUAGAACAAGCCUCAAUUCUUGCUGAAUCGAUUAGAGAAUCUUGGGAAAUCUUUGAUUCCGACGAUGAUUUAAGUUCCGACGACGAAUCUGAAUUUGAUAUUGAAGACCUAGAAGAACACAUGGAUCAGUUUGAAACUGAAAACAAAAAAGACAAAUGA
Molecule: messenger RNA, 1679 nt
Organism: Bursaphelenchus okinawaensis
Lineage: Eukaryota; Metazoa; Nematoda; Chromadorea; Rhabditida; Aphelenchoididae
Source: the annotation of a GenBank genome assembly